This is a messenger RNA of Paramecium primaurelia, 1627 nucleotides long. NCBI's taxonomy places the organism in Eukaryota, Ciliophora, Oligohymenophorea, Peniculida, Parameciidae. The record is from the annotation of a GenBank genome assembly.
AUGGAAUUUGAAAAACAAUUAUACAGAAUUCAUGAAAGAAUACUUGCUGGAUAAUUAUUAAGAAAGAUUUUAAGGGUUGGGUCUUAUCUCUUUCCUAUUUUAACAAUUUUGGGAUUAAUUUUUAUUUUUCUAUUAUAAUUCAGAGAAUAAUACAAUCACUUUUUGGAUUAAGAAAACCAUGGUAUAUAUUAUAUAUACAAGAAUAGAGUAUUUCAAUAAUGAAACAAUUUAUAUUUUUAAUAUAACUGAUACUGAAUUAAAAGAAAAAAAUGAAUCAUACCUAUCAAUGAAAUUUACGAUUAACAAAACUUUUCUCUUUAUGAGUAGUGAUUUCUAAAAGAAAUAUAAUUUUUCUGUUGUUACUCAUUUUAUUGAUGUAGAUUUUUACAUUAAAGGAUUUAAUUCUAUUUUGUGUUUAGCAACAGAUUUAGAAACAAUGUUUAUAAUUGAUUUUCUUGAUUCUUAUUAAGAAAGUAACAUUUAAUUAUUAAAUCAAUAAACAAACGAAACUUGGAGUUGGGAUAUUUAAUAAUUUGAUAGUUUAUUAUUAUGAUUAAUAUUAGGAAAUAAUGUUGUUACUUAUGAUGAAAGAAUCUAUACAACUCUUAUCACAUUGAUUAAAUGUGUUUUAGGAAUAUUUCUAUAAUCAAUUUUGGCUUCUAUUUAUAUGAAGAUGUCCAUUAUUUGUGCUCCUAUUUUUAUAAUAUAUAUGGGUAUUACUUAAUAUUCAAUUUUAAAGUUAGUUGUAUGUCAUUUUGUUAGAAUGAAGAUAUAUAGGCACAAGCGAUAGUUGUUGCAUUUCCUUGGGUAGGCUAAUAUUUGAAUAUUUUGAAUAGAAAUCAUAAAUUGAAAUAGGAAUUGCUUAAAGCUUUUAUUUAAAUGUUGAUUUUAUUUUACUUGAUCUAUUUUUUUUAAUUUAGUGGUUAUAGUGGUUCAAUACAAUUAUUCACCAAAAGUUACCCAAGAGGAUUGAGUGAAAACUUUUUCUCGUAAAUAAUUAUAAAUCAAUUAGAUCAUUUCUACUUAAUGAAUUUGCGUGUAUUAUAUUUUUAAGAACAAGAUCAUCCCUUUAUUUUAUUCCUAAAUACAUAGCCCUUACUUAUAUACUAUUUUUGUAUUAUUUUGAAACUACAAUCUAUGGAUAUUACAAUCUAGCAUUUUAAAUUUGUAUCUGUUCAUAAUUUACUAUAUUAUCUUCUUUUUUACUUUAUUUUGAAAUAGCAGCUUUAGAGUGGUCAACUAUCUCACCUUAUACACCAUCAUUUGAUCGACCACGAGUAUUCUACACUCCAUUGUUUAAUAUAAAUUGGAUGAAUGAUAUUCCUACUUUAUGGACUAUGUUCUAUCCUCUUUGUGGAAGAAGGUAUCUAUUUAAUUAUAUUAUAUUAGAUAUUUUUAAAUUUAAAAUUUAGCUCUUGUAGAUAAGAAUUAUAUUUUAUUAAACAAUUUAUUAAAUUAAGAGUAAAAUUUAGAGAAUCCCAAUUUGUUAGCAUAAGACCUUUUACCUUAACCAUAAUAAGUAAUAUAACCAGAAAUUCAAAAUGAUUAAAUAAAUUAGUAGAUUGUAAUUAAUGUAGAUAAUAUACUUGGAAAUGAUUAACCAUAAUAAUAAAAUUAACUUUUGUGA